AUGCACAAGAGAGUUGGAUACGCGGAGCUCGUGGGUAGCAAGCUCCGCAGCGACAAACUAUUGGCUCGACGGGAUGCAGCGCGGCUUGCCAAGCUCAAAGCCUUUCUUGACCAACACCAGCACGCUUCGCAAUGGUUGGCGUCUGUUGCUGCUCUCAGGGAUGCGGCACGUCAAAACCUCAUUCCAAGCAGCGAGAUGUUGUGUGACGCGAUCCGACGCUGCAGCCUUCGCGGAAGGCUGGAUGUCGCGCGGAAUCUCUACACCGAUUUUCAUCGCGAACUUCACAAGCCGCGUUCGCUGCAGGUGCAUGUAGCCUUCAUGGCCGCUUGCGCGGAGUGCGGGGAUUUUAGGGAAGCCCACGAGCAGUUUGUGCGGCUGUGGAAACGGGACGCAGCGCUCUUGGCGAGCAACGGGGCGCAUGUGCCUGUUGUUAAGGCGGAUCUCACAACCGAAUAUCUUCGCGCUGCGUUGGCGGCGUCCCAACGCCCUCGCGGGAGUCGCCGGCCCAACCCUCCUGGCGAUGGGAACGCGGCGACGGACAAAGACGAAAACAAAGAUGAUGCCUCGCUGCCGUGGGAAUGGCUCUACGGGAGAUUCUUGUACUCCAACGGGACCAUGCGUGGUUUUCGGGGCACAAUGCGUUGA
This is a messenger RNA of Trypanosoma rangeli, 645 nucleotides long. RefSeq lists its product as uncharacterized. NCBI's taxonomy places the organism in Eukaryota, Euglenozoa, Kinetoplastea, Trypanosomatida, Trypanosomatidae. The record is from RefSeq and is a predicted model, not a curated record. The transcript has a single exon. Bases 1 to 645 code for a protein of 214 amino acids.